AUGUUUGUUCUUCCUUUCCUCAACUCUGUUGACGACAGCGAAACGUAAAGUCCAGUUCACAACAGUUCCAUCUGGUCAACAACUGCUGAAGACUUCAUAAGUCUGAUACUGAUCAUUUAAACGUAAUUUUCAGCUUUAGUUUCACCACAGAAGACUUGAUAAUUGUACGAAGGACAGAGUUUGUUCAAUCAUCUUUCUAACAGUCCGGAAAAAGUUGCUUGUGACGGAGUAACUUGUAAUUAUUUUGAAGAGGAAAAUCUAACUGCAUCAAGAUGAAGCCCAGGAAAUUAAAGCAAAUAAGCAUUUUUGAUUCUGCUUUCUCGCAAGAAGUGUUAACUUUGGCCAAAUUAACAGAUGUCAAGGGCUGCGUUCAUAACGAAAGCAUAACGGAAGAGAAAGGGAGAGAAAGAAAAACAAAACCAAGAUCAGAAGACUUACGGAAUUUUAGAUGCAGUUUAUGUAACAUUUUCUUUCGAGAUCUCGAUCAACAGAGGGCACAUUUCAAGUCAGAAUGGCAUGCUUUUAACAUCAAGAUGAAAAUCAGUGGAAAGGUUGCAAUAGAUGAAUUUAUAUUUCAUGAAAAAUGUGAAAAUGAGGUUGAGAAUGAUGGAAUACAUAUAAGCUUAGAGGAGGAUUAUGAUGAUGAUGAUAUUGAACUUGGCGAAAAGAAGCCUAAAGUAGAGUUUGUUACCAAUGAUAAACAGAGUUUUACAAUCUAUAGAUGUUUGCUAGAAAAAGAUUCAAAGGAAAAUUGCACAAAUUGUAGCCAUUUUGAAGAGGCUUUGAAGGUGCUUUGCAAUGAUAAUUACUGGAUUGUUCUGAUGAUGUCGGCUGGACAUUUUGCAGCUGGUAUUUAUCAUAAAGAAGAGAUUAUUGCUCAUAAGACAAUUCAUCGAUAUGUGGUGAGAGCAAAAAGAGGAACGGUGCAAAGUAAAAGAGAUGGGAAACAAUCUGGAAAAUCUCCUAGGUCUGCAGGUGCUCAUAUUCGACGUCAAAAUGAAAUAGCUCUAAUCGAGGAAAUCCAAGAACUACUUUGUAAAUGGAAGGAACAAAUUGAUCAUGCUGAUAGAAUAUUUAUCAAAUGGCCACAGAGCUGCAAAUCGAUAAUAUUUGGUGGAAAAAACCCAAUUUUAGACAAGCAUGACACGCGGGUUCGCAAAAUACCUUUCCAGACCAACAAACCAACUUAUGAAGAACUACAUAGAAUUUACUUGGAAUUAUCCACCUUCUCAUUAAAGGAUUUAUCGAUUUCAACAAGCCAAGGCCAACCAAAAGACGAGUUUCUACAGAUUACAGAAACUGUUGUUACCGGGGAUUCUGAAAGCGUCAGCUCAAAUUUUUGAAAAAAUUAAAAAUUCAUGUGAAAUGUUAUUUAUUAUAGCUAAUUGAUAAAUUGAUGUAAAAUGCCAGCAUAUUUCGUUGACUUGCUUUCAUUUCACGAGAUAACGAUGACCGGCUCUCCUCGCUCCCUCACCGGCUCUCCAAGAUCGCAUACCCACGUCAGGAAUAUGCUUGUCAGUUUGUCAUUUGACAUUAGGUGACAAUCCGGGGCUGUGUAGAUGUUUAUAUUUCAAGUAAAAUUUUUGUUGUUAAAUAAUCUGUCAAGCAGAAUAAAGGGAUUACCCUUCGUUGCAUACUCAGUGAGUAAAGAGAGUAAAACAGGGAGCAAAGACCUGGCUUUGUGUUGCUAACUUUGUCAAACCGAAAAUAAAUGGGCUGACAGUCGAACAUCGAUAUCUUUAUUGGGUUUUUAAAAAUCAGCUUGAAAAAUGAGAUGUAGAUAAAUUAUUGGCAAUGUAAUGAGGCCAUGUUUGCCAGUUUGGCUGGCUUCUUCUAAGUUAAGUCUGAGGAAUUUGGCGUUUCUAAAACGUGUUUGGCUUGAAAAUGUUAAUUUUAGACAGAAACAUGG
This is a messenger RNA of Rhopilema esculentum, 1909 nucleotides long. Its product is annotated as tRNA endonuclease ANKZF1. Gene Ontology annotation, molecular function: nucleic acid binding; zinc ion binding. NCBI's taxonomy places the organism in Eukaryota, Metazoa, Cnidaria, Scyphozoa, Rhizostomeae, Rhizostomatidae. The record is from RefSeq and is a predicted model, not a curated record. Gene Ontology annotation, biological process: ERAD pathway.